This is a messenger RNA of Mesocestoides corti, 1863 nucleotides long. NCBI's taxonomy places the organism in Eukaryota, Metazoa, Platyhelminthes, Cestoda, Cyclophyllidea, Mesocestoididae. The record is from the annotation of a GenBank genome assembly.
AUGGAAGCAUGCGGUGGAGAUGGUGCCGGUUUGUCGGCGGCUGAGCGACUAUUUAAUAAGCAAAGAUACAUUAAAGUUGGUCGCCUUCGCGAUUUGAUGAAAAUGGCUACGGAUCCACUUUUCCUAAAGUCGAGAAGUCUACGUCACCUCUUAGUUGCAUCUUUGUGUGUCGUUUUUAAGGACAUACUGCCUACUUACAAAAUUCGUCUCCCUACUGAACAGGAACUAAAGCAGAAGGUUAAAAAAGAAACGAAGCGCCUCUGGCGGUUUGAAGAAAUCCUGUUAAAAAACUUUGAAAAAUACGUAUUACUCCUCCAGACAAUUCUCCAAGUGAAGACCUACUCCGAUCCGCGACACCUUAUCUCCAAGACUCGCGGAAUUCCAUCCACAUUCGCCGCAGAUGUAACAGGGCAGUCGACACUGAUGGUAAUAUCCCCAUUCCAUUAUCGCCCUCUUUCCGAGGUUUGUCGUGCUGUUCACAGACUCGCGCGUUCUGUCAAUUAUCGCAUAUUGCCUGAUGUGGCCAAUGUCAUUGCUGGCAUUGCCAUUCGAGAGGUCGCAGACAGCACGUCGGGCAACUCGACUCACAAAGACAGGAAAUUUGCCUCGCGUCGGGAGAGAAAGAAAGACAAAGUUUUGGCAAAAUUUGAGAAAGACCAAGCCGAGACCAAAGCCACAAAGUCCCACGAAGAGAGGCUGCGAAUAAAUGCAGAAAUCCUCAAGGAGAUAUUGUUUGUGUACUUCAAAAUCCUAAAAACAACCAAGGAUUCUGAGCUGCUUUCGGCUGUCUUGGCAGGGCUUUCAACUUACGCACACAUAAUCAACGUGGAUUAUGUGGAGAAUCUGCUUCAGUUAAUAAGUAUUUUUGUUGCAAAUCCGAAAACGUCUCUGCACGAUGGCCUACACUGUGUACACACGGCCCUUACCAUUCUGAACACAUCCUCGGCCACGUCUGUGCUACACGUCGAUCCGACACGCUUCUACAACCACCUUUAUGCCCUCCUCGGUCAAAUGGCCGGAGUUUCCAGCGGACAGGCGCACGCGGCCACCAGGGACGCCCCCGGACCCUCUCUCAUGCAGUACGCCUGGGCUCGAACCCCUGCCGCGAUAGCUGCGGAAACCCUUGCUAGACGGGAGCAACUACUGGGCAAGGCGGGGGAUGAAGGCGGUGCUGAGGCGGGCGGUCGAGGGACGAAACAACGACGGAUUCGUGUGGAGGAUGCGGAGCGCUUCACCGACGUGAUCCUUGCCUGUCUUGACAUGCUCAUUGUCAAUCGAAAACGAGAGGUCUCCGCUAAUCGUGUCCUCGCUUUCGCCAAGAGAUUGGCCUCUCUUGCUGUUGCUAUUAGCGACCCAGCGUGCCAGGGCUCCAUGUUGGUGAGUCUCUGGAAGUUUAUAAGCCUCUUCCCCAAGUGCGAGGUGCUCUUCGACUCGGAGACGGAAAUCGGCGGCGACUACGACCCCGAGGCUCUGGACCCCGAACUCGCGCGCCCCGCCAGUUCCGCCCUCUGGGAGCUGCAGGUCCUCCGCCAACACGAGUCACCCCUGGUCCGCAGGAUCGUCGCAAUCAUCUUGAGGUGGGUCCAAGAAAUGACCAAAACCAGCACACCCCGCCCCACCAACGAGGUCCUGGCCCAGCCCGAUCACACGAUCGAAUCCCUGUCGACACUGCAUCCGGCUGAGCGUCGAGUCAUUUUGGCGCGUUCCGAGGCCGCUUGCCUUUCCACGCCUUCCACAGCCAAGGUCGGGAAGCGGCGUUACCAACCGUCGCCGUGGCUACGGAGGAUGUUGGAGCAGAACGAGGAGGCGGCCACCUUACCGAACGGCGAUGAAUCAAAGGUAGUGAAAAUGGACGUGAUAUGA